CUUUACAGGGUAUAUGUGUAUAGAGAUCAUCCCCCUUGAAAUGAUACAUAUCACCUGCAAUAUUUAUAUAUCUGUCCAAGUUAAUGUAUAUUUUAAAAAUUGUUGCCCAUUCUCAAUUUAAUAUUAUUAAAUAUUAACUCAAUUCUGACAUUCAUAAACACAAUCUCAUUGAUACAACUUAAUUCAGUAUCACCUGUGCCAAGUAAUAGGGUACAGCCUUUUGGAAUAAUUGUACAGCCUAGGGAUAGUGGCAGGUAGCACUUUUUCUAAAAGAAGCAUAGCACCUGUCUCUAAUUAUACUUGUUGCAGCCUCUAAAAACUUUGACCCUCUUCAUCUACAAUGGUAGCCUCCAUAGAAAAGUGUUCUCUGAGAUUGUCCUUGAGAAUGAACAGGAAAUUCAGCUGACUUAGUGGCACAUCUAUUUGUAAAUUGGGCAGCCAUAUAAAUUGACGAAAUAAAGAAACAAAACUGAAUUGGAGUGCCUUGUGAUUGGUUUAGCCAUAUCAGGACUCUUCAUCUUUUGCCAGGGAGUUCUUUCAAGUCUCCAGAAUCUUCAAUUCUAUGGAAUCGAAAGAUCUGGCAGCUUAAAACUAUAUUUUACUGUUGCUCUGCCAUCCUUCCAGCCCAGGCAAGUGAUCCCCAUGCUGGGAGAUGGCAGAUGAAAAGGGAUAACUAGCUGUUUUCCCACCAGGUUCAGUCCCACAGAUCACCUGUAGCAGGAUUAGAAAUGGAGAGCCUUUGAAAGAGCCAGCUCUCCCAGACCAAGCCUAACAGGUGAAGAAGGAGAACCAGCUUUUCCUCUCCAGGUUGCCAAGUAGGAAACUGGUAGUUAGGAAAGAACCAGAUUUUUUUUCUUCUCUUACUGCCAACUGUCCCUGUGUUGGUAACCUAUAUAUUGAUCUCCUUGUGAACUUGAAUACCAUUUGACCAGUAUUGGGGUGUACCAUUUGGUAACAGAUAAAGGUAUUGGUCUCCCAUCCUUCAAUGCCUGUCAGCUGAACUAGUCCCUAUUACAAAGCCUUAGGAAUCCUUCAUAAAUCUUUCACAUGAGUAGAGAUCCUGCCAUUGUUUCUUAGAACAGGGGUGGAUAGAUUCCAGUAUUUCCAUUAUGUCAAUCUUUUGUAGAUUUUAUAUUCUCUUCCUGGGAUCUUUCUAUCUAACUAAAAUAGCACAGUUCUGUUUUCCCUCAAGCCAUCAUUUUCUAUAUGUGUGCAUGCAUUUUCUCUUUCUUCCCUCUCUAAAUCAUUUCUGUUUCAAUAAUUAGCUUAAAACAGCCCUUAUUAAUCUCAGUUUCUGCCUUAUCUCAUGUGCAGUCUUGUUGAAGGCAUAAUGUAAUGAAAUUUUCCCUAUUUAAAUUCAAUCCAUUUUUACUAAUGGAGCAUAUGACCAGAGGUUGUAACCUCAAGCAUUCAGACUUGUAUAGUUACUCAGAGCUUAAUUUGUCCAAUCUCUUAAUUUCUGACAUAUGCACAGACACGCAAGUACAUACGUGUUUGCUUCGGCUAGUAAGUAGGAGGUUGUGAUUCCUGUUCUCAAAACAAAUUACUACUGUAGUUCUUGAAACUUCUGAACAAUUAUAUAUGAAAAGAAAUGACUAAGAAAUUAGCAUUUCUCCUCAACAGACUCUGCUUUUUGUUUUAAAAGGCUGUUCUGGAUCAUUCUUUCCAUUAGGACCUGGAUAGGACGUUUCCCUUUGAAAACAUUUGGAGUUUAUAUGGAUACUCCACAUUGAUGAACUUUUUACAGCUUUAAUUUUAUUUAGGCAGUUUUGUUUUUUUUUAAGAGAGAAGGAGGAAGAGAGCUUUUAUCUUCAUAAAGGACUGGCUUGUGAUGAAGUCAUGCUGCUAUUUUUCAUAUGCCAGGGAACAAGUUCCCUGUUUGGGGAGGAGCUGCAGAGUAAUUAAAUGAUUCACCAGUUUCUGUAGUGAGCUGCCUUCCUUGAAACUUAGUUUUAUAACUUUCAGGCAUCAUAGGUGGAUGAGCUUUCGGCAGAGCCAGUUGUAGGCAUGUUGGUGCUUUGUCCAAGUCAUGCAUUGGGAACAAGUCUUGCGACUCAGGAAAGCCAAGGAAUCCUAGCUGAAGUUACUAAGAUCGAACGAUUAGAUGUAAGUAGCCUAGCACAAACAACUAACGCAGUGGCAACAAGCACAGACUGCAGUAUCAAUGCAGAUUCUGUUGAUGGAACACCAGAUCCACAACGCACAAAAGUGGCCAUCACUCAUCUGCAGCAGAAAAUACUGAAACUCACAGAGCAAAUCAAAAUAGAGCAAACAGCCCGGGAUGACAAUGUAGCCGAAUAUCUGAAAUUAGCCAAUAAUGCUGACAAGCAGCAGAGUGCCCGGAUUAAGCAGGUGUUUGAGAAAAAGAACCAGAAGUCAUCCCAGACAAUCCUCCAGCUGCAGAAGAAGCUAGAGCACUAUCAUCGGAAGCUGCGGGAGAUUGAACAGAAUGGUAUUCAUCGACAGCCCAAAGAUGUCUUGAGGGACAUGCACCAGGGGCUAAAGGAUGUAGGAGCAAAAGUCACUGGCUUCAGUGAAGGAGUAGUAGAUAGCGUUAAAGGUGGAUUUUCCAGCUUUUCCCAGGCAACUCAUUCGGCAGCUGGAGCCGUUGCUUCUAAACCUCGGGAAAUUGCAUCGCUCAUUAGAAACAAGUUUGGAAGUGCCGACAAUAUUGCUAAUCUGAAGGAUGCUUUGGAAGAAAGUCAAGAAGACGGAACCGGAGGAAAGACUUUAGGUGUUCAUAACUUUCAGUCGAGCCCAAAAUAUGGCAGUGAGGAAGACUGUUCCAGUGCUACAUCAGGCUCAGUGGGAGCCAAUAGCACUGCAGGAGUCCAGUUGGGAGCACCAAGCUCCAGAUCAAACACUCUGGAAAUGCAAAGCUCAGGGUUUGAUGCGAUGUUGCAUGAGAUUCAAGAGCUCAGAGAGGUUCAAGUACGACUGGAGGAAUCCUUUGAAGAUCUCAGAGUUCACUACCAGCGAGAUUAUUCCUUGAUAAUGCAGGCUCUACAGGAAGAAAAAUACCGAUGUGAGCGACUAGAAGAACAGCUGAAUGACCUGACUGAACUUCAUCAGAAUGAAAUCCUCAACUUAAAACAAGAAUUGGCCAGCAUGGAGGAAAAAAUAGCUUACCAGUCCUAUGAGCGAGCCAGAGACAUCCAGGAGGCCCUGGAAGCCUGCCAGACCAGAAUCUCCAAGAUGGAACUGCAACAGCAGCAGCAGCAAGUUGUCCAAUUGGAGGGCCUUGAAAAUGCCACUGCCAGAAACCUUCUGGGCAAACUAAUAAACAUCCUUUUAGCUGUGAUGGCUGUCCUGUUGGUGUUUGUCUCCACCGUGGCCAACUGCGUGGUCCCCCUGAUGAAGACUCGCAGCAGGACGUUCAGCACUUUUUUUGCCAUGGUCUUCAUUGCCUUUCUGUGUAAGCACUGGGACGCCAUUACCAGCUACUUGGAACGCUUCUUUUCACCCCCCACAUGAUGACAAGAACAGGCCGUUGCCUCGCCCACUUGGCAAGGAAGUGCAUAAACUUAGUCGGCAGUUCCUUCCUCCACUGAAGAUGUUAACAUGUCCGAGUGUGAAUUUGUUUACAGUUAAAAUAAUAUUUUCUCUCUGAGACAUAUUGGCAAUAGUGAGGGUUUUUUUUAGAAUUUAUUAAAGAACUUUUUUUUGUCAAAAAUCCUGAACAUUUUUUAUGUAGCACGAUUCUCUUUGGAUGCAAAUCUUAAUAUUCUGUAUGUGUACAGAGAUAAAACACAAAUCUGGAGCACACCAAUGAGCAAAUUAAAUUAUGGCUCAACUACUGUACUAAACCUGGUCGGAAGAGGAAAAGACAAUUACAUAAAUUCUAACAAAGAUAAUCCGGUGCAUAACGAUACUCUGAUUAUCCUACAAUGCUACUGUGAAACCUGACCACAUUCUGUGUCUGAAUGUAUAGCUUCAGGAUGGCUUUCUCUAAUGAAAGACCAAUGCAAUACAUGGAACUUUCUGGAUCUCUUCCUGGGUUUGCCUCUUCUGCUGUUAAACUUUCUGGCUAGAUAUAUGAAGUGGAUUAGUUCUACUGUGUACAGUUCCUGCACAGUUGUACUACAGUAUUUUGAAGUAGCCCUUUGACUAUUUUAAGCAAAAGCCCUUGGUUGCACUUUGACUGUUUUUUAAUGUAUGUAUAGUCACAGAUUUAAAAAUCCAAAUGGCAUACUUGAAGAGUGUAAUACUCAAAACUCUCAGUGCUUCCUUAUUGUUUCUAAUAGGAUUUUUUAUUCUUAUUGGGGAUUCUUUUUGAACUUAAUGGUUGAGAGCAUCAUCUCUCUUUCUCUCUCUUGCUCUCUUUGAAUAAAGAAGUGACGUUCGUAAAUGAAGCGUGUGAAUAAAUAUGAGCUACCGUGUUCUGAGAUGAUUUGGAAGGUUGCAGAUAACGUUUAAUGUAUAUCAAGUGCAAACCUGUUCAAAUGUGAUCUGUUUCCUCCUUAACUUCCAGACCUCGCAUUAACAAAACAGAUGAUCUGAUCCCUCUGGCCAGUUCAUAUAUCCUUUUCUUUGUUUGGAAGUAAAUGAGGAACUGAAAAUGUUGUUCCUGGUCCUGUUGUGUCUGGACCAGGUAUUUUGAAUCCUGGUUUAUUUUAAGAAAAAUGAGCAGGAAGUUUUGAAAGCAUGAGUGAGUGAGCUGUUCUGAGAAGAAAACUAGGGAGUCUUAAUAUCAAUAAUAAAUAGGACUUAAACUUUUAAGUUUAGGCUCCUCCAUGCCAAAGUUGGAGUGGUAGCUAAGAUAGAUUACAGUCGGUCAGCUUCAGAUCUAUCGUAAAGUUACCCUGUGUCUCUUAAGGAAGGCAUAAAUGCUUAAGGAAGCAUCAAGUCAUUAGGCCAAUCCUUUAAAUAGUACCCGAGUUAAUGUGUUAUUCAAAUAAGCCCUUGGGAACUGAAACCAAAGCUGUACUACUAACAGACUACUAACAGUGUUCAUGCUGUUGGUACUUUUUUAUAUUUAGAGUCAGCCUCUUCAACCUCCUUGUGUUCCCCAUAUAGGACAUCAUGAAAUCUCUUGCAUUAGUAAGAUUUGGUGGCAGCUGAGCAUUGUCAAGAAGUAGGAAACAAAAGAGCAAGUGAACUGUAUCACACACACACACACACACACACACACACACACACACACACUGUUACUCAACACAUGCUCGAAACAGGUUCUUCCUGUUUCCAGCAUGUAAGACAAGAACUUGAGCAAGUUACAUAUGUAAGUGUUCCAAACAGAAUUUGCCUUUGCAAGACACAUAUUUUAAAAAGCCGUGGCAUGAGCUACUUGUACCUCUACUUUCAUUGCUUUUUCAAAAAUGUAAACAGGAUUUAGAAGUAUAAGAAUAUUCAUUCUGUUAGUAAGUCUUCAGCCAUGGUGUCAUGUUUUUCCAAAACUUUUUAAUGCUGGCCAACAAGUUUUAUAUUUGUGAAAUUCAGAAUUAAAACUCUUCAUUCUGUUUCUCUGUGAAACAGUUAAGUAUUCUUUCACAUCGCCGGAAUAUAAUUAUUUAAUUCUAACUUGACCAGUGUUUUAUCUAAGAGUCUAACAAUCCCAAAAUAACCUACAUAACGUGGAAAUGCAUAUGGAAGUUCUUACUUGUUCGGUUUUUUUAUUUAAAUUUUGUUUCUAUCCCUUCACCUCAGUUAAAUGGAGCUUGGCCUUGUGACUGUCAACAAAGAAAACUUAUAUACAUAAAACCUAUAUAGAGAAACUCCCUUUUGCUUUAGAAUUAAACUGUGAUUCAAGAGGUCUAGCAUAUCAUUUUCAGAAUUGCAGUUCUUUAUACACUCAGAUCCCUAACGCUAACAUGAAUCACAGAUUGGUACUGGAAAAAAAUCUACUUGUUCCCUCAAGGAAUUUGUCAAUUUGAAGAAAUUCUGGCCAAUAACUAAGCAUUCGGUUGUCCUAGCCCUAUAGGUGUAGAUUGUUAAUAUUUUCCUUGACCUGUCAUUUCAAAUUUUUAUUGAAUUUAUGUUCACUGCUCCUAAACAUCUCAAUACCACUCCAGUUUUCUGCAUGCUCUUAAUGGUAAACUAAAUAACUUAAAAGAGGCAUGAUUUGGACACAACAUGAAAUGCUUGAGGUGAUUCCUAGGGCCACCUUUGUGAAGUACAGAAUUUUCUGUAGAUAAGCAUAGCACGGCAUAUAAACAAAUAUGACCUAGAUGAGUAUUCAUUAUUCAAUAUUCACCAAAGUCUGUUAGUGAAUACUUCAUUGCUUUUUCUUGUAAACAUUUAUGAUUUCUGAAUAUGUAUUAUUAGAUAAAUGCUAUAACAGCUAGCAUCUGUUUACCAGCAAAAAAAAAAAGAGAGAAAUAUGGCAGAGCCCUAAUCUUCAGAAUUUUCCCCAAAAGAUGUUUUGGUUUAUGAUUAAAACAGGCUUUCAAUGCAUUCUAAAGGUUUCUGUUCAUAUUUUAUGAGAUUGCAUCCAAUCUGUUGAAUAUUCUAACAUGACUUUUCAUUUUGCCUUUUUUGCUAACAAAAUUCAUUCUCCUCACUGCAUCAAAUUAUUUAACAAAUGUUAAUUGUUUAAAAAUGCGAUUAUAGCUUUAAACUCCUAAUUCCCUUUGCAAGCAUUUUUGGGUUAUUUGUUACAAAUAGUGUUUGCAAGUAAGUGAGUAUGUGCGUGUAGCAUUAUUACUGAUGUGGCCCUCCUCAGUUUUGUAUUGAUUUUCCAGAAUUUCCUCUUUAGAUCAGUGAUAUGUAACCUAUAAAUAGCAUAUCAGAUGAUCACAGAAAGAAAUGAAUGUAACAGAUUGUAUUGAUGGGAACAACAGUUUAGCAUUUUUUCAAUGCUUCAUAACAUAUCUAACUUGAUGGUUUUAAAAAAAACCUGAAGAUACUAUGUUCAAACAUUGUUCCUCCAACCAUAAACGAUAUAUACAGAGUAUGAUCCCUGUAUGAACUCUGUGAUAAUAUCAAGUGUGUUCAUAAUUACUAGUUUCCUAAUUUGUUUAUUUUGCAUCAGUGGACCCCAAACAAUUCCAUUUGGCUGGGAUAUGCUGUAGGUUAUGGGACUGGCCAAAAGACUUGCUGUCUUUUGGUCCGCUGAAUGGAUUUUCCGAAAUUAAAAGUGCAAACAAUGGGAACCAAGUUGCCAGUUGGUGGGUGGCUGUCAAAUUCUUUAGCAGUUUUGAUAAAUUCCGAAUGUGGCAAAAGAGUUGUAUGUGUGUAUCUGUGUUGUGUAGGCCAGGUGACAUUGUGCAUUAGUAGGCAACUGACAAAACUGUAAGUGUAGUUUUUUAAAAGUAUAAAAUAAAAACUCACUUGCAUGGGAUGACGAGUAUGGCAGACACUGUAGUUUAUAGAACUUUUAAGCUGCUAACUGUUGAGAAGGAUUGACAUUUGUCUUGUCUGGUAGUCACAGGUUUGUCUGUGACUCAUGCUGUAUAUAAAAUUCAAUAAAACCUCAGAUAUUCA
Messenger RNA from Crotalus tigris (Tiger rattlesnake), 7422 nucleotides. RefSeq names its product transmembrane and coiled-coil domain family 1 (gene TMCC1). The coding region runs from base 2008 to 3474 and encodes 488 amino acids. Gene Ontology annotation, cellular component: endomembrane system. The transcript is spliced from 5 exons. The record is from RefSeq and is a predicted model, not a curated record. Gene Ontology annotation, biological process: endosomal transport; endosome membrane tubulation; endosome fission. Lineage: Eukaryota; Metazoa; Chordata; Lepidosauria; Squamata; Viperidae.